AUGUCCCUGGCGAGAGUGCUAAGGGCAGCCUUUUCACGCGCUCUCCUGCAGCAUCGUCCCCUGUCCACCACCCCUCGUGCAGCGGGCCUAGAGGACUUUUUUGACACACCUGUAAAGGAAGGAGAGAAGGUCACAGCUGGAAGAGCCUGGGAGGCAGCAGACCUGCGCUUGAAGUCAUGGGACGACCUGCACAAGCUGUGGUAUGUGCUCCUGAAGGAGCGCAACAUGCUCAAGUCUGAGAAGGACAACUACAAAGCGAAGGGCCUUGUGAUGCCGAACGGGCGCAGACAGACCAAGGUUCGCAAGUCCAUGUGCCGGAUCAAGUAUGUGAUGUACGAGCGGGCGAGAGCAGAGACAGACCCAGUGAAAUCCGAGCAGCUCAAGCGAUUCGUCAACAACCUUUAG
Messenger RNA from Coccomyxa subellipsoidea C-169, 405 nucleotides. Its product is annotated as MRP-L47-domain-containing protein. Gene Ontology annotation, biological process: mitochondrial translation. The record is from RefSeq and is a predicted model, not a curated record. Gene Ontology annotation, molecular function: structural constituent of ribosome. The coding region runs from base 1 to 405 and encodes 134 amino acids. The transcript is spliced from 3 exons. NCBI's taxonomy places the organism in Eukaryota, Viridiplantae, Chlorophyta, Trebouxiophyceae, Coccomyxaceae. Gene Ontology annotation, cellular component: mitochondrial large ribosomal subunit; mitochondrial ribosome.